AUGCAAUCGAGAAAUAAAUCUCGACCAUAUAGACUUGCAUCUCCUACUCAAACUAACAAACUUUCACCCUUAUCGGAUGAUUCAUUAUCCGAAAAAGGUGUACAAACAUUUAAAAAACGACGUCCACGUUCAGCAUUUAUUUCAUGUGAACCACCUCCACAACGGUCAACUCGUAUUGUAUCAACACCAUCAUCAACAGCUCCAUCAGUUUAUUUAAUUGAAGUUAAAAAUAAUAAUCGUCCAACGAAUUCAUUUGGUUUAACUAAAACAAUAACAUAUGUUUGGAGAAAUAAUCAUCAAAAUAAGAAAGAAGAUGAUUUCAAUAAAUAUCCAAGAUAUUCUGUUGAACAAGUACCACCAAUGAUUGAUAAUAGCAAACGUACAAUACCAAUAUCAUCUCGACAUAUAACUUUACAACGCGGUAAAACCGAUUGUUGGCAAAAUCAACGAACAACAUCAAAUACAAUAUUAACAUCAUCAUGUCAAAAUCAUACGGGUUCAGCAACAAAUUUACUUCCAUUAGGUACAAAAACAAAACAAAAUGACGUGAAAUAUCGUACAAAACCAAAUGGACAUGUUAUAUCAGUAACAACAACGAAACGUCAACAACCAUCAUUAUUAAAUCAAAGACAAAAUACUCGAUGGAAUAUUGAAGGUAAUGGUAAACAAAUUCGUUAUUCAAAUUUGAAAUGGUAUAGUGCUGAUCAAUUACAAAAAGACAAUCGUUUAAUAAUAAAACCACGAACAAAACGACGACAACAAAUAUCAGAUAGUGCAACAGAUACAGGUUCAUCAAGUGAACCACAUAAUCAAUCAGCACCACCAGUUCUUCAACGUAAAAUUAGUCCCUAUGUAUCUGAUGAUAUCCCUGAAGUUUUUGAAAAUACAACAAUGAAUAAUAAACAAAAUGAUUUAAUUAUACCAGAUUAUUCAUCAUUUCAUCGUGAAAUCAAUGAUACAUCAUCACCAGUAAAUCAUGAUGAAGAACAACAAAGUAUAUCAACUUCAUCUUCAAAAGAAAUUCAACAUAUUGAAACACUACUCAAUGAAUAUUCAUCAUCACCACGAAAACGAAAAUUAAAUUGUUCUGGAAGUACAGAUGAAGAUGUCGAUGAAUUUAAUAUAGAUAUAGAUUAUACUGAAGAUAUUGAUCAAUCAGCAGCAACAACAACAAUUCAAACCUAUCGUGAUCGAUUAAAUGCACGUAUCAAUGCUGAAAUAAAUCAAUUUCGUCCAAGAAUAUUAUCAACUGAAUAUUCACAAAUCACACUCGAUUCAGGUGUUGAUAUCGCAAGUGAACAAAAAAUAUCUCAACCAAAAAUCGAUGAACAAUAUUCCGAAGAAACUGCGAAUCAAAAUGAUUUAUGUGCUCUAUCAGAUGAUUCAUUACUUGAUAUUGAACCGGCACAUCAUAAUCAUGAUUUAUUAUUAAAAAUUCCUACAAUAACACAUGAACAAUCAUUAUCAUUAACAGAAGAAAGUGAUGAUUUUAAAAGUUAUAUAACAGCUAUAACUGAUACACAAUUAACGACUAAAAAUGAACGUGGACCAUCAAAUACAAGUGAUCAAUAUUAUUCCGCUGAAAGUGAAUUUAAUACAUCAUUAUCAUUUCCAAAUAAUGAUUUAUAUAAUAGUAUUGAAUUAGAAAAUGUUAGUGAUGAGGAUAAAGAUAAACAAAUUCAUCAUAAUAAUAAUGAAAUACAAAAUUUAUGUACAGAAUUAUCUCCAUCAUCAUCACCAAAAUUUGAUUUUAAAUUACCAUCAUUUGGUGAUUGGAUUGAUCAUGUAUUUACAACAUUUCUUGCUGAAACAAAUCAACAUUCAACAUCAACAAGUCGUUCAUCAUCGAUUAUAUCAAUACAAACAUCACAAAAUACAAUUGAUACAUCAUCAUCUCAAGUAUUAACUGUUAUUGAAAAUACGAAAAAAAAUCAACAUUUAACAAUUAUAUCAACAAAUCCAAAUAUAUAUGAUGAAAUUAAUCAAACGAAUUCUUUACAUCGACGAUCACAAUCAUGGCCAAACAAUGAACAACAACAACAACAACAGGAUGAGCAGAAUAUUAAAGAUAUGUCGAGUUCAAGUUUGAACAAUGAAAACAUCGAUUUUAAUUCUUCGACCAUUAAAACUAAUUACGAACAAAUGGAUACUAUAGACGACCAAGAGCCAUGUAAAAUAUCACAAUCAUUACUAUUGUCAUCGAUUAGAAAUGGUGAUGAAGGUGAGUUUUUAUUAUUCUAG
Molecule: messenger RNA, 2241 nt
Organism: Adineta steineri
Lineage: Eukaryota; Metazoa; Rotifera; Eurotatoria; Adinetida; Adinetidae
Source: the annotation of a GenBank genome assembly